AUGAGCGACGACGACGACGACGCGCGCGCGCGACGGCGCGACGGCGACGGGAAGGGCGAGCUGUCGUAUCAUUAUUGGCACGGUCGGAACGCGGGAGAGGCGCCGGCGGCGACGGCGAAGCGAAUCACGAGCGAGGAAGCGGCGGCGUUGACGAGACAAGUGUCAUCGACGCAGAUAUCGGCGUGGAACGCGGCGGGGACGUGGGAAGAGCGAGGGCACACGGAUUGGGCGCGCGCGCGCCUGGAGACGCUCGUCGUCGAGCGAGGAAAGUUUGACUUGGACGGCGCGUUCGCGGGCGUCGUCGCGCGCGUGGUCGGGGUGAAGAAGUGCGAAGGCGAUGCGAGCGUGGUGAUGAUUCGAGGGAAACCGCGACAUGGGUUUGAUUUCGAGACGACGCUGGAGUGGCGCGCUUCGUUCGCCGAAGAAGACGGCGAAGACGGCGAAGACGAAGACGGAGACGAGGCGGCAGUGGAGGUUCAGGGUACGAUUCACAUCCCUGAGUUCUCCCGCGAUUGCGCCGAAGAUGAGGAGUGCGCGUUUGAGAUCAAAGUCGAAAACCGCAAGAAGGAACAUCGCGAGCGCGAGGACGCGUGCUACGCGGCGCUGAAAAAGAGCUGCGAAGAAUUCAUCGUCGGCGUCCUUCGACAGAUCGACGACGAAUUGUGCGAGCGCGCGUCGAAAUAA
This is a messenger RNA of Ostreococcus lucimarinus CCE9901, 684 nucleotides long. RefSeq lists its product with no specific name. Gene Ontology annotation, biological process: protein folding; positive regulation of ATP-dependent activity. Lineage: Eukaryota; Viridiplantae; Chlorophyta; Mamiellophyceae; Mamiellales; Bathycoccaceae. Gene Ontology annotation, cellular component: cytosol. The transcript has 2 exons. Gene Ontology annotation, molecular function: protein-folding chaperone binding; ATPase activator activity. The record is from RefSeq and is a predicted model, not a curated record. The coding region runs from base 1 to 684 and encodes 227 amino acids.